UUGAAAUUCUGUCUAUAAACAAUACAUAAAAUAAUAAAUUGUAUUCGAAAUAUAAUAUAAAACAUUAUUGUUUGAAAACUAAAAGGUGCUGCAUUUAGAUGACACUAGGACGCAAAUAUCAGAAUUGUUCCGGGAAUGCUGGGGAUACUCGUAAGGUCUAUGCUAGCCAGUCGAAGUCGGGUUCUCUUUCGGGGUGCUCCUCUUCAAUAUCCUUGUGCGACAUGAUCGAGCCACCGGAUUACGAGGAGGUGUGCGAGCGGUUGAUGGGGGAGAAGGAUCCGCUCGCAUACCCAGCUAAUGAUAUCGAACUGGUCACCGUGCCUCGCAAGAUACGGACACUGAAACAUGUCCUACCUGAUGAAGACUUGACGAAAGCGCCUAUGUUCGUACGCGACUGCAUACGAUGUUAUACAUCGGACUAUACUGUCGUUGAGUACAAGUACCGUAUGUACUCUGGCUCGUCGGGCGGCCGCGAGCGGCUCGCUGAGCGGCUGGAGCGCUUGCUGACAGCGCCGCCGCAUUACUAUGAAGUGGACGCGGAGCCAUGUGCAGCGCUUGAUGAUUUAGCGGUGCAGCAACAGUUUGAGUCUCAGCCAUCAAGUGGCCGUCAGUCGGUCGCUUCAAUAACUUCGUCGCUGUCAUGCAAUGAGACGCUGACGCCACGCGGCUCCUGGGCCAGUCUCGACCUGCAGAGCUCCUCCUCGGAUCCUCUCAUACCUGAUCUCUUCGAGAAGAAACCUCCGGAGCAAAUGGAUGCUAUUAACGAAGCUAGAAGACUGGAGAACCGGCAGGCAGACCUGCUGGGUCUAUACAGCCCGUUCCUGGACGAGGAGGAGGCGGUGGAGCGGCGGCUGGCGGCGGAGAUGCCCUGCGAGCUCACCGGCCACAGGAUACUGGUCGUCUGUCAUCAGCUCAAAUUGGAAUUAGACGUAGAACCUCUAUUUGCGUCAAUGGCGUUAUUCGAUGCGAAAGAAAAGAGGAAACUAUCAGAAAACUUCUAUUUCAACUUAAACUCCGAGAGCACACGUCAGAUGUUGUCUGGGCACGUGGCGCACGCGGACGUGUCCACUCUGAGCCGGAGCGCCAUCUUUGACAUCAUCAACCCAUCGCCUGAUAUAUUCCUCGUCGUUAGAGUCGAGAAAGUUCUACAAGGAGAUGUCAAUGAAUGCGUUGAACCUUAUAUUAAGGACGAUAAGAACCGUGAGAAAGUGCGUGCGGGUGCGCAAGCUGCGUGUAACCGAUUAGGCAAGUACCGCAUGCCGCUGUGCUGGAGCGCGGUGUCUCUCAUCAACAUCCUCAGCGGCUCCAACAGCCUUGAAAGAGAUGCUGAGAAGGAUGCCAUCACUAAUACUGCCAAUCCAAAUACCAACAGUCUGGAUCGCAAGGCGUCGUCCAGCAGUUUAGAGCAGCUGCGGCGGCGCGCGGGCGAAGUGGGGGGCUCACUCACACGCAAGGGCUCCAUAGAGCGGCGCGCGCUGCCCGCACACCAGGCAGACGAGCUGGUCGCACACCUCGAUACCUUUAAACCCAUCGUCAUCACCGUCACCAGCUUCUUUAAACAGGAAACUGAUAAACUUCGUGAUGAAGAUCUGUAUAAGUUCCUCGCGGAGAUAAAAAGACCGAGUUCAGCUCCGAAGAAAUUGAAAUGCAUUCCCGGUACUUUGAAGAUAGAAGUGUCACCUUGUCCGGAGGAAAUUAAAAAUGGAUUGACACCAGAAUUGGCAAAACUGAAUCCUUAUGGAGACGAAGGCGUACGUCCUUGCAAGGAGGUGUUGCCAUUCCCACCGCAAGGUGCGCCGGCGCCGCACUUACAGUACCGCAAUCUACUCUACUUGUGGGUGCGGGACCUCAAUCUUAAUGCGUACACCUCGCGUGCUGGAUCCGCUAGGAACAUCACCGUUCGUAUCCAACUGAUGUCCGGCGAGGAGCAGGCGUCAGCGCUGCCCGCCAUCUUCGGCCGCAGCUCCUGUCCGGAGUUCAGUACGGAGGCCUACACCACUGUGCUAUAUCACAAUAAGAACCCAUCUCUAUACGACGAGAUAAAGCUGAAACUACCGGCGGACUUAGGAGACCAGCACCACCUGCUGUUCACGUUCCUGCACGUUUCCUGCCAGAGGAAGCCGGUGCCGCCCGAGCAGGAGAAGAGUGUAGAAACACCUGUCGGAUACUCGUGGCUCCCGCUAUGCCGCAACGGCAAGCUGACGUGCGGCGAGUUCAGCCUGCCGGUGAUGCAGGAGGAGCCGCCGCCCAACUACAGCUACAUCUUCCCCGACGUGCUGCUGCCCGGCACGCGCUGGAUUGACAACCACAAACCCAUAUUUACCAUAUCACUGGACGCGCACACCACUGUACAUCCAUUGGACGGGUAUAUAGAGAGGUUCGCGAUGGCGUGCGAGGCGGUGCAAGAGGGUAACAUCCCUCCGAGGAUCGGCCUCGCCAACAUGGAGGCUGAACUGCGCACCAGUAUAUCGGAGCUGAAGCAGGCGAACGUGGAGGUGAUGGCGCGCUACCUGUGCGUGGUGUGCGACAAGCUGCUGCAGCUGCUGGCGGCGCCGCCCGCGCUGGCCGGCCACACGCUCAACAUCGCGCAGGACGUCUUCACCUGCCUCGCGCAGAUAUUUACCGAUAUCACCAACAUGAACGAGGGCGCGUCGUGUGAUGCUCACGGACGCAGCAGCCUCAUCACCUGCUACGUGCAGUACCAGUGCACCAUCCCGAGACCCUCGCUCGCUGACGCUGACAUCGGUCUGCCUCUGCCGCCCUCCGUUAUGAGCGACGGGUCCUGCAAGAUCCUGCACGAGGAGCUGGCGCUGCAGUGGGUGGUAGCCAGCGGCGCCACCAGGGACCUUGCCAUGCACAACUCAUGGGGUCUGUUCGAGCUGAUGAUAAAAUCGAUGGUGGAGUAUUUAUACUGGAGCGGAGCGCACGAGGCGCCGCGCAAGGCGCGCUUCCCCGACCAGUUCACUGACGACCUCACCACGCUCGUCAACAACGUCACCGCGGAGAUCAUAUCCAGCUACGGCAGCAACAGCCGUCUGACGCAGAGCCUCAACAACAGCCUGGCGUUCUUCCUCUUCGACUUGCUGAGUGUGAUGGACCGCGGCUACGUGCUGGCGCUGGUCCGCGGGUACCACAAGCAGAUGUCCGCAAAGAUCGCCUCGUUACCAGAUGCUGUGCCCCUGGUGCACUACAAGUUGUCGUUCCUGCGCAUCAUCUGCUCGCACGAGCACUACGUGUCGCUGUGCCUGCCGGCUGAGGGCGAGCUGGAGGCGGAGGGCCCGCCGGGGGGCGGCGGGGGCGGCGGCGCCUCCCCGCGCUCCGGCUCCACCUCGCAGCCGCCGCCGCUGGCGCUCAGCACCGACUUCCGCUCCCGGCACUACCUGGCGGGGCUGCUGCUGGCCGACCUCACCUCGGCGUUGGAACUGCAGAGCCCGGUGCUGCAGCAGGCGGCGGUGAGCGGCGUGCUAGCGCUGCUGACGGCGCACGACGCGGACCCGCGGCUGCAGCCGGCGGCGCUGAAGGCGCGCGUGGCCAGCCUCUACCUGCCCUUGCUCGGGAUACUCAUGGACGUACAGCCGUUGCUGCAUCGAGGUUUCACCACGGGGAAAGAAUCACUUCAACUAGAUGGUGAAUUAAGUCAGUUCGGCAAUUUUUACACAACAUCUUCACCGGAGGAUUUCAAGCAGAAAGGGCGCGCGGCGCUGAACAGCGAGACGAGCCGCAGCCUGCUGAUGUGCCUGGCGUGGGUGGUGAAGUGCACGUCGCGCGCCGCGCUGGCCGCCUGCGCCGCCGCGCUGCCCGCGCCGCGCCUGCACCAGCUGCUGGCGCUGCUCGACCUCUGCUUCAGCUGCCACCAGUACAAGGGUCGCAAAGAAAUACUGAAAUGUGCACAACAAAAUGUUCGUAAGACGACAGAUAUAAAAGCGAAGUUAGAAGACGUUAUAUUGGGACAAGGAUCCGCUCGGAAUGACUUUAUUAUGCGCCGUAAAGGUGGCUCAUCAGGGCGAGGGUGCGGGGGGCGUGGCCGCGAGCGCUGGCGCAAGGAGUGGGUGCGGGGAGGGGCGCGCUCCCGCCCCGCCUCCCCCGCACGCCCCCACCCCGCGCUGGCCGCCGCGCUCGCCGCAGAGCUCGCCCUCGCGCUGCUGCACGCACUGGAGACCAUCGUGCAGUCCGUGAGUGGUGUGGAGUGGGGCCAGGCGGCGUGCAGCGCGGCGCUGGGCGUGCUGCUGCGCGCGCUGCAGCGGGACCAGAGCGCGCCCGUGCUGCAGCACAUGUUCGCUUCCGUGCGCGCGCUCAUACUCAAGUUGGGGUGGUCGUGCUGCGGCGAGGAGUCGGGCAUCUGCCGCGUACUGCUGCGGCACUGCGCCGCGCUGGCGGCCGGCACGCGCGCGCACGCCUCCGCCACGCUGUACGCGCUCAUGCGCCAGCACUACCAGCUCGGCAAUAACUUCAGUCGCGUCAAGAUGCAAGUAACCAUGUCAUUAUCCUCCCUGGUGGGGACUUCCACCACAUUCAGCGAGGAGGCGCUUCGACGUGCCCUUAAAACUGUGCUCGUGUACGCAGAGCGCGAUGUCGAACUACAAGACACGUCUUUCCCUGAACAGGUAAAAGACUUGGUGUUCAACCUGCACAUGAUACUAAGCGACACAGUGAAGAUGAAGGAGUUCCAGCAGGACCCGGAGAUGCUGCUGGACUUGAUGCACCGCAUCGCGCGCGGCUACCAGCACAGCCCCGACCUGCGGCUCACCUGGCUCAACAAUAUGGCGCAGAAACAUAUGGAGAGGUCGAACCACCUGGAGGCGGGCAUGUGCCUGGUGCAGGGCGCGGCGCUGGCGGCGGAGCAGCUGGCGGCGGGCGGGCGCGGCGCGGCGCUGCUGCAGCGCGUCACGCACAACGCGCUCGACGAGAGCUGCGCCGACGUGCUGCACCACCACCUCACGCACCAGGAGCUGCAGGCGCUGCUGGAGCACGCGGCCAGCGAGCUGAUGUCGGCGGGCAUGUACGAGGCGGUCAACGAGGUGUACAAGGUGCUCAUUCCCAUCGCAGAGGAGCAGCGCGACUACAAGAAGCUCGCCAACAUACACGGUAAACUGAACGAGGCGUUCCUGCGCAUCGAGCAGCUGUCGGGCAAGCGCGUGUUCGGCUCCUACUUCCGCGUCUCCUUCUUCGGCGCGCGCUUCGGCGACCUGCACGCCGAGGAGUUCAUCUACAAGGAGCACGCGCUCACCAAGCUGCCCGAGAUCUUCAGCAGGCUGGAGAACUUCUACGGGUCCCGUUUCGGUGUGGACAACGUGGUAAUAAUAAAGGACUCCAACACGGUUGACCCCGCCACGCUGGAGCCCGACAAGGCCUACAUCCAGAUCACCUACGUGGAGCCCUACUUCGAGCCGCACGAGCUGCGCAAACGCGUCACGCACUACGAGCGCAACUAUAACAUCAAACGGUUCAUGUACGCGACGCCGUUCACGGUGUGCGGGCGAGCGCACGGCGCGCUGGCCGAGCAGUGCAAGCGCAAGACCAUCCUCACCACCGCGCACCACUUCCCCUACGUCAAGACACGCAUACAGGUUGUACAACGGACUCAAAUCAUUCUCUCGCCAAUCGAAGUCGCCAUUGAAGAUAUACAAAAGAAGAUCGCGGAGCUGGCGGCGGCGACGUGCCAGGAGCCUGCUGACCCCAAGAUGCUGCAGAUGGUGGUGCAGGGCUGCAUCGGCACCACCGUCAACCAGGGGCCGCUGGAACUCGCACAGGUGUUCCUGGCGCCGGUGGCGGAGGGCCGGCAGCCCCCCACGCGCCUCACCAACAAGCUGCGUCUCGCAUUCAAAGAUUUCUCCAAAAAAUGUGCGGACGCGCUGCGCAAGAACAAGAACCUGAUCGGCAGCGACCAGCGCGAGUACCAGCGCGAGCUGGAGCGCAACUUCCAGCGCUUCACGGAGCGCCUGGCGCCGCUCGCCGCGCACACGCCCGGACACGUCGCCAUGCUCAGCAACGGCCUGAACAAGCACGAUUAUAAAUAUCAAGCUUAAAUCAUCGGAUUGAAGGAAAACUUGACUUCAAGAAAACUAUAUUUGUAAUGAGAUGUAGUAUAUUUUUUAUAAUAUUGUCAUUUAGAAAUUGUAACAAGAAUGUAGCAUCAAUAUUAUUGAAUUCGAUUUCUACGUAUCGAUUUCGUUAUUUCAUAGUUUUUUAGGAAAAUAAAAAUUUUACUUAUGCAUUUAUUACUGUGAAUCUUUUCUACUUGUAUUUUAGAAUUAAGCUUUAUUUUAUUUCUCUAAUAUAGUUAGGUUCUGUCCCGCCACUGGCUGAUAGAGGCUCAGAUAGCUUAAAAAUGACGUCACUGUCAGAUAAGGGAACAAAAUCCGAUUUUCCA
This is a messenger RNA of Papilio polytes (common Mormon), 6370 nucleotides long. RefSeq names its product dedicator of cytokinesis protein 7 (gene Zir). Gene Ontology annotation, molecular function: guanyl-nucleotide exchange factor activity. Gene Ontology annotation, biological process: small GTPase-mediated signal transduction; positive regulation of GTPase activity. The record is from RefSeq and is a predicted model, not a curated record. Lineage: Eukaryota; Metazoa; Arthropoda; Insecta; Lepidoptera; Papilionidae. The coding region runs from base 99 to 6026 and encodes 1975 amino acids. The transcript is spliced from 40 exons.